Messenger RNA from Grus americana (Whooping crane), 546 nucleotides. RefSeq names its product adhesion G-protein coupled receptor G2-like. The record is from RefSeq and is a predicted model, not a curated record. Bases 48 to 539 code for a protein of 163 amino acids. The transcript has 4 exons. NCBI's taxonomy places the organism in Eukaryota, Metazoa, Chordata, Aves, Gruiformes, Gruidae. Gene Ontology annotation, biological process: adenylate cyclase-activating G protein-coupled receptor signaling pathway. Gene Ontology annotation, molecular function: G protein-coupled receptor activity.
UCUGGAAACAGGGUUUUCUCCAAGACCUCAGAAGUGCUUUCAGCUUGAUGUUCCUUUUGGGCUUAACUUGGGGCUUUGUCUUUUUUGCCUGGGGAGCAGUGAGGAUAUUUUUCUUGUAUCUCUUCAGCAUUUGUAACACCUUGCAAGGGUUCUUUAUCUUUGUGUUUCACUGCUUAAUGAAGGAAGAAGUAGUGAAGCAGUGCCGAGUGCACUUUUGCUGGGGGAGAUUUCGUCUGAGUAAUUAUUCUGGCUGGAGUGGGUCAGAUGCAACUGCUGGAUCUACACCAAGGCAUUUAAACCACAAAUCACCAUCCCAGGCUUUGUGGAGCCUAAAUUCUAAUGGAACAAGUUCAACUUUCAAUGGUUCAGAUUUUCUUCCCAGGACUUCUCUGGAUAUAAAUUUUAGGAUCGCUGAAGUUCAUUACAACCCCAGUGCUGUACCUCCAGAAGAUGGUGAGACCAAACAUCCUUGCUCACGAAGAAUACUCCCCAUGGAUUCAGGGCGGCACUAUCCACAGAAAGCAAGAUUUUUUCAUUGAUACUGAG